UAAUAUAACAUUGAAUAAAAUGUUAUUGUCUAUACAACACCCAUAUCAUCAUCGACAUUUAAAUGAGCUUGUUGUUCAAGUCUUAGAAACAUGCCCAGAUUUGCUACAGCAUUAUCUCCCAUGUUACCAGCACUCUCUGUCACCCAGACUCUCUGUAGAAUGGAUACGAUGUAUGGAUUUUUUCCUAGAGAUUUAUGAGAAGCAGCCAUCUGUACCAUCAAGAGUUGUCUGGGAGAAUAUGCCAGUUACUAAACUUGUUACUAUGACUACAGCUUUCAUUUUACCACCAGACCUUUUGAUGAAACCAUUAGCCUCUGCUCUUAAGAAUGAGUCCAUGUUAGUUCGUCAUAAAAUAAUGGAGUUGUAUCGUCUGAUCAUGGGGCGAUGUUUAUCUUACAUAGAAUAUAUAGAGAAUCAGAAACAAACAAAUACUCACGUACCAUGGCAAGAAAUCAUUGAUAGACUCAAGGAGCUUGUAUUAAAGAGUGUUCCGAGUAUUAAUGUUAUUAUCAACUGUUGGAACUUGACCUUGAAACCCAAAUCAUCAGACAAUCAAUCAGAUAAACAAGAUUCAGUUUAUCCGGUUGUCACGACAGCAGAACAUCUGAGUUUAUUGGAACAAUUUCUAUGUUUAAACCAGCAGCUGGUUCCUGGAAUUCUACUUGAUCACCCGGCUCUACUUACUGCACUACUUGAUGGUGUUGCCAAGGUAACAGGCGCCUCAGCAGACAUAGACGAAGAGGAAGAGAAUAUUUCACACUUGCAGUUUUAUUUGUUGAAAAUAUUUUCUGAAGCAGACGCUAGAUUGUUACCAUGGAAGAAGGAGAGUAAAGAUGGAGUCAGCUUAAUGCAUCAGUUGCUAGGCAUGUUGACCAGACCGUCGAGACUUCUACCUAUAACUCGACAGUUGAUCUGUAAGCUACUAAAGAGAACUGGUUUGUUUGAAGAUGACAGUAACGAACUUACAAUAUGGCUGAAACAUCUUGUCCCUAGCAACCAAACAGUAUCAUCAGAGUUACCUUUCCUUGCUAGAAUAUUAAACCUGUAUAUUAGUAACCCGUAUCAUUAUAUAAAUAAACUAACAGAGAUUAUAUCUACUGACCUGCCAUCUAGUGGUGAUUUAGAGACAGCAAGUAUUGGAUCAACAGAUAGUGUAAUUGAUGCUAUAUUAGAACUAGAUGAUGAUGGUUUAUCUUCACUGGAGAAAACUGAGGAAGAAAUUAAUUUAGACAAUGACUCCAACAACAGGUUGCCAUUUAGUCCAAUGAUUAUUGUUGCCAUGGAGAUAAUAAAGACAAAAGAAUCUAAUUUUGAAGUUAAGGGAAUUAAAGAAUUUGUUAGUCGAGUUCUGGUGGAUAUUUUUCACAUACAAGUGGAAGUUGAUUCGCUGCGUAUGGUGAUAGAUUAUUAUGGAGAGCAUUUAAAGGAAGACAACUCUGUGAACUACAUCAAAACAUUUACUGUUGCUCAUCAGGGAAAAUCAGAUAGUAAUUCUGUAUCUAGUAUGUUGAUGUCACUUCCCGUAUCGAAGGAUGUGUUAACAGAGUCGUAUGAAGAGAGAAUAAAAGAAGGAUUGGUUUCUAUGGAAACUGAAGAUGUUGUGUUGCUAUGUCAACAGAUAUUGUUGUAUAUCCGGGAAGCUGUUGAUCAGUUUAACAAUAAUAAGAAAGACAAUGAGAAAAGGUUGAAAUUUUAUUUCAGAGUAUUACAAAGCAUUAUUUCGCAAGUAGAUAGCAAAAUGGCUGAAGAUGAGAAAACAGAAAAUAUUGACAAGGAACAUGUUCUGUUGCUAGGCAGUAGUCACUACAGUAAGAUGGACCAGAAAAAACAAAUUUUGAAAUCUAUUUUGAAGAACACAACACUUCAGAAACUUUUCCUGUAUACAAAGGAUUCAGGAUUAUUUGGUGGUGUGGAUGAAUCUGCACGUGUGUUGAGUGCUUAUAUUACUACGCCACUAUUAGAGAUUAUUAAAACAAAUGCCCAAAUGUUUGAUACAGCAGAAAUGAAAAGUUUGCUGUUUAUCUACGCUGACAGUAUACUGGAGAAAAUUAGUUCUGUGGGGGGACAAUUGGACAAGAGUUUGAUUAUCCAGUGUUUAAAAUCAUUGGUACCAUAUUUGGAUGAAGAGUACCAGAAACGUUUCUUGACAGUUGUUCUGAAUUUAUCAGAUUCCGUCAUAGUUAACAAGAAGAUGAGAGAAAUAACGGAAACAGGAAAUUUAGUUAUUCGACUCUUGUCGGACAUGUUGGAAAAAUCACAGUCAUUAUUUAAAAAACUUUCGCUUGAAAAAGCAUCCAAGUUAUUCAAUUGUUUGGCUCAUUGCGAUGACGACAAUUUAAUUGGUUUGUGUACAGUCAUACUAGAUGCAAAUCCUAGUUUCUCAUUGGCUUGUUCUGAGUCUUUGUGGCGACACCUGUUGGAGAAUUCUAGUGAUAAGAUGGAGGGAGUAAUGUUACGAUUAUUCAACAAUAACUGCGUCUGUCGACAACUGUUUGAAGAGUGGUUGGUUAAUGCGGAUGGAACAACACAGACAAAAUGGUCAAGUAAGAUAAAGAAUAGUAUAGAAGUUAUAUCAACCGUUUACGGAACAAAUCUACCUAAAAUAACCAAUAUCCACGAUAGCAAGGAACUAGAAAUAAUACAACAAUUGGUCCUUAAGAACAGAUAUAGUAAAAAAGAAAUGGUAAAAAUGUGGAAGUCCGUGACGUCUGCUGUUGAAGAUUCACUUCUGCUAAAAUCGGAUCAUACAAAACUUCUCCAAGCAUUAUAUACACAGUUAGUUACCAUAGAAACAUCCUACAGGGAGAAAUUAGUUAUACUCUGUAUGCAGAUGCUGGUUAAUCAUGUAUCAAAGAAGUCAAGUGAUGAAAACAUGAAAUACUCCCUACUGAACAUGAUCACAGAUAAUUUGAAGUUUUGUAAAUCAGAAGAAUUGUCAACAACUUUAUCUGAAAUGUGGCUAAAAUUCAUCAAAACCUGUUUAAAGUCCAUGUAUUUAGAGCCUAAACUACUAAACAUUAUAUUUGGCUGUUUACCUUUUGUAUAUGGUGAAUCAUGUGACCAUUCUCUGCCAAUCAAAUCACUGUAUGAGAUGGUGAUGAGCCAUUCUAAAUUUCUAUUGGUUAUGUUUGGUGAAUACUCUACAGAUAUUAAAGAAACUUUGAUUAAUCUGUUGCUGGAUAUAGCCCAACGAUCACAUGACUGUCAAGAUUCUGCCCAUAUAAGGAUAUUCUUGGGAGCCUAUGGCGCCUCUCUUUCCAUUUCAGAUCAGAUGUUAUUAAAGUUGAUAUAUUUAUAUGAAUCAAGAUCUGCUGAUGUCAUUCAAUAUAAACCAUUUCUUUGGGGUCAAAAAGCUCUUGAUUUUUAUUCUUCAUCGAAAUAUCAGACGCCUUCAGUUCUCAGGGAAACCAAGAUGGCUGACAUGCUGGAAUGUUUGGACGAAUCCCGUCUGCACAGAACUGUUGUUAAUUUUCCCAUUCAUAGAAAACUGAACCCAGUAGAAGUGAAGCGGGCUGUAGAAUAUAAAUCUGAUGAAGAAUGUUAUGAUCCAUGUUUUUUAUUACCUGUCUUUAACCAGUUACUACAAUCAGAUAUAGUUGUCAAUAGUAAACAGUUUAUUACCUCCAACUGUUUGUCCCUUGUGUUUGCUGGCUUGAGUAGUUACGCUACCAACAUACGAAAGGUGGCUUAUCUUAUCUUGAAGAAAUUCUACGAUGUUUUGAAAAAGGCCCAGUUUGCGGAGGCAGAAGAGCUGUUAUAUGUUUUUGAUUUGUUAAGUCGAAGUAUCGAAACAUCGAAUAUGAAGUUAUGUACGGUUAUAACUAGUUAUUUGUCCAGAAUAACCAAGUUACUUGUUACUCCAGAGAACCACAUGUAUCGUAAGCUGACAACAUUUUUGUUAACGAAGCCUACAAUAGAAUUUGAUCGUGUUCCUGGUUUUUAUCGUUUCUUCAACAGUACUGAAUUAGAUCAUCAUCAAGAGCGAAUCUGGAUUUUAUCAUUAAUGGCUGAUGGAUUGAGAACAAAUGAAGAUUAUAUGAUUUAUGGUCAUCUGUAUUGUUUUAAAUUAUUAGAAAGUUAUUUUACAAGUUCUGUUAGUGAUGCACAUAGUCAGAGUUUGAUAUUAGGUAUUAUAAAGGCAGCUAGUUUAGAUGUAGAGAAUGUUGUUAUGAUGUAUGAAAGAAACAGUGUAUUAACCUGGAUUCUAACAGUUAUAAAAAAUAUGAAAGUGAGUUCCAUCCAUCUUGAAUCUAUCUGUGAUAUUUUAUUCAACAUGUGGUUUUCUGUGUUCAAUGAUUUACCUACUGAUGUUAAAGAACCAAAUUAUUUCCCCUUGGAGUUUAUACAUCAGAUUAUCCAGUGUCUUAAAUUAUUAUUAACAAAAUUUGGGCCAGAUGACUCACCAGCUUUUAACAAAAUUCUCAGAAUAUUUUCAUCAUCAUUGCACCAACUGUCCUUAGCAAUAAAUACCCUGAGCAACCAAGGUCAAAAGAUUACCAUAGAAACUUUUACUCUUAGAGACACAAGUCUUGUUUUAAUGCUGAUUGGAAAAUAUCAAAAUAAUGCCAAAUUAUCCAGACAGGCAGAACAAAUUCUAAAUGAACUUGGUUUGGAUACAAAAUCACAGUUAUCCAGUCACCAGAAAACAACUUAUAAAUCUGAGAGGCAGAAACUGAAGGAAAGUGGUGAUUAUGAUAGAAAGGAUAAUCAAAUUGACCAGACCAACCAGACUGUUGUCAAGGAAACAGGUGACAGACUUGACAACAACCUUGACCUUAGUGCUAAAUCUCCAAAAUUUGUCCAUAACCAGAUUGAUGUGGUUGAAAUUUUAUUAUCUUGGAAUCCUGCAUCGGAUUCUUCAACACUUGAUGCUACAGCCACUGGUUUUCUUAGUGCUUUGACAUAUUGCCUUGAUGUCUGCUCAGGGGUCAAGGACAUCCUAUUAAAGGUUAAGGUUAUGAAGUGGGCAAGCUAUGUUAUUCUUUCUGGAAGCGAUUUAGCCAGGAAAUGUGCUGAAAUAAUUAUUAAAGAAAAUGACUUUAACACGAAAAUAGUAGGUCAGUGUUUAAAUAUGUAUUCUAAUGGAUUUACGGCUGAACAUCUGGAAGAGAAAAUGGAGGAUAGUGAUAGAGUUGCUGAGAUCCGAGACAAUACUCCUGCUGUCUUAAUAAGAGAGUUAAACAGUGUUCUCUUAGUGUUAAUUGACCAAUCAGUUAAAAGCACAGAUAGAAAAUCAGAAUGGAGAAAAGGUUUGAAGAUUAUAAAGACAUUGAACAAUACAGAUGAAAUGGAGCAGAUGAAAUCUGUUUAUAUUCAGGAAUAUUUCUUGGAUUCAAAGACAUCUGAAAUAUUCAAUAAACUGUACAUGGGUAAAAAAGGUGUGUCAACGACUUCACCAGGUGUUGAUGAUGUUACCAUGGAAACAGAUGUGGACAGUGAUGAAGACUCUAGUAACACCCAUAAAAUGAAUUCUUGUAAACUUAAAACACCAAAUUCAAGUAAAAUGCCAAAAGUAACUCCAAAAUCAAGUGAUGCCAAAUCUAGUAAGGCUACAGAAACACCCAAUUCUAGUAAAACACCUAAAUCUACACCCAAGUCAAGUAUUUCUAGUAAAACACCUAAAUCUACAACCAAGACAAGUAGUACUAGCAAAACACCUAAAUCUACACCCAAGACAAGCAGUACUAAUAAAACCCCUAAAUCGACACCCAAGUCAAGCAGUACUAAUAAAACCCCUAAAUCGACACCCAAGACAAGCAGUACUAAUAAAACCCCUAAAUCGACACCCAAGACAAGCAGUACUAAUAAAACCCCUAAAUCGACACCCAAGUCAAGCAGUACUAAUAAAACCCCUAAAUCGACACCCAAGACAAGCAGUACUAAUAAAACCCCUAAAUCGACACCCAAGUCAAGCAGUGCUAAUAAAACCCCUAAAUCGACACCCAACACAAGCAGUACUCAUAAAACCCCCAAGUCAUCUGUUAUGAAAAUGAAACAAUCCUGAUAAUAAAUGCAUUAUUACUUGUCAUGUUUUUGAUGUACAUUUUUUUAAAGGAUGAAAGAUAAAUAUGUCAGAGAAAUUAGAAAAAAAAAAAAAAUCAUGUAUUAAAAAGAUAUGACUUGGUGUUGUUUUUUUGUCAUCAGAGCUUUUCACUAGGAAAAAAUGGAGAACCAAGUAGUUUAUCACUGAGGUAAUAAAGGGCAUGACUUGGGUAAAAUACAGGGUAUCA
Messenger RNA from Patella vulgata (common limpet), 6230 nucleotides. Its product is annotated as nucleolar pre-ribosomal-associated protein 1. The record is from RefSeq and is a predicted model, not a curated record. The transcript has 27 exons. Lineage: Eukaryota; Metazoa; Mollusca; Gastropoda; Patellidae. The coding region runs from base 20 to 6004 and encodes 1994 amino acids. Gene Ontology annotation, biological process: maturation of 5.8S rRNA from tricistronic rRNA transcript (SSU-rRNA, 5.8S rRNA, LSU-rRNA); maturation of LSU-rRNA from tricistronic rRNA transcript (SSU-rRNA, 5.8S rRNA, LSU-rRNA). Gene Ontology annotation, cellular component: nucleolus.